This is a messenger RNA of Bursaphelenchus xylophilus (pine wood nematode), 1477 nucleotides long. The record is from the annotation of a GenBank genome assembly. Lineage: Eukaryota; Metazoa; Nematoda; Chromadorea; Rhabditida; Aphelenchoididae.
AUGUUGGCCCAACGACGGAAGUUUUUCGAGGAUUUAAUUGAAAAGGAAAAACAGGCUAAGGCCCGGUCAAUUGCCCGGAUCAGGCCAAAGAAGAAGAUCGUCUUCCCCAAAGCGAAGGCGAUCGUUUCGAAUGUGAUUUCAGAGAUACCGGAGAAGGUCUUGAAGAAGAUUCUGGACAAUCUGGAUUACAAAGAACAAUGUCGACUGGAGAGAGUCUCCAAGAAAUGGCAAAGAGUAGUACUGCACAAGCAGACCAGAGAGAUCAAAGAGUUGGUCAUCGAAAUGGUAAGCUCAUUCUAAAUACAAUACAUAAUCGGGCAGACGGGUUCAACGAUACAAGCGUUGCAACAACUCGCGUUUCAACGACUCUCAAUCAGCGCUCCCCGACAAUGCGUAGAGUCUUUAUCUGGUAUUCUAAGAAGAUGCUCUUCCCAAUUGGAACGUCUCACUUGUGAUCUCUCUUUACUUUGCAUGACAUCAAAGGUAAAUAUAAUAUUUAAUAUUAUAUAAUGAUGACGUCAUCUUAUUUACACUAUAUCUGAAUACUAGAUGUGCUUUUCUGAUCGAAAGUAUUUCAAUAUAGUCGAAUCGUUGUGGCUAGUGGUUGCCAAAUGCAAUGAAAAAAUGUUGGAGAAACUCCGAAGGACAGAGAGAGAUCUUUUUACUGUAAGUUUUAUUAAAAUUAAUUAAGAAUAUUCAGGGAUUGAAUACACUCACUUUACAAGUACAUGUCAACGAAUACAACAUGGAUUUGAUAGCUGAUCUAAUCCAAAUCUUUACGAAUCGACGUCCCAAUUUAAUUCUCAAUCUUGAAAUCCAUGCCUCUUCAGGAUCUAAAGUAAGAACGUAUAAUUUAAUGACUAAGACUGGUUCACCUGUCCUUUAGAUAGCUCAACAAAUCAACAACUUGCCCGAGAUUAGGGUGAAUAAACUGAAACUGGUAUGCUCGGCCCUCAAUUGUGCCAUUCUCUCAGUCCCUCUGAUAUCCGAAUCGCUACAAAAAGCAAAAAUCUCAUUUAAAAAUAUUUCGUUCAGGUAUUCAAAGUCAAUUUUCUGUUGUAUAAUUACAUUUAGAGAGUGGUAUAUUACAUUUGAUGACAAAACUCCGAUCAGCAAGAAGCCAUUGAGAAAAUUGAGUUUCAAUUCCUGCACUGUAUACAGGUCCGAUGAAUUGGUGGAAGCCAUUUACAUUACUUGGAGUCAGAAAAAGAAAAGGUCAUGUCUACAAGACGAAGAAAAACGACCAGUCAAGUCAACUCUGAUUAGAAGUAAUUCUGAAAAAAGGACCAAAAAUGAUGAAAAACAGCCCAAGGCAAAACGAGCAAAGUCCUCGUUCCUCCGGAAGUUGGAGAUGGCCGGAUCAUGCACGGUGGUUGACCUGGACCACAUGAAAAGGAAGGCGCACAUCGAAUUGACUAACAGAAUCUCGGCAAAAUGCCCCACUUUAACUAUUGACACUUCAGAUAUAUUCUAUUAG